GCGCCGCAGGGGGGCGGGCGGCAGCUUACCUGCCUGCCGCGCUUCCCUCUGGUUCCUACUGAUUUUUCACUGCGAUAGGUAUCCUUCCUACAGCUGAGGGCUGCCUCUGGAGAGAAUUAGCAGUCUCUACACUAAAGCCCUCGUGUCCCUGCUCUCCCUACUUCAGUCCUGGCUAUGUCUGACUCCCUCAUCGGAGUCGGGUGGUGCGGCUAGGGAGGGAAGCCCGUGAGAGCAGUCCCGGCGCACUUCCGCCUCUGCGCUCCGGAAGGUAGGGCGCACGCGCUUGCUGCGACUCCGGAGCGACUCACUUCCGCUCCCACUGUGCCCUGCGAGCCGAAUCAUGGAUCACACUGACAAUGAGUUACAAGGCACUAAUAGUUCUGGAUCCUUGGGUGGUCUUGAUGUUCGCAGAAGAAUUCCUAUAAAACUGAUCUCCAAACAAGCCAACAAAGUUAAACCUGCACCUCGAACUCAAAGGACUAUUAGCAGGAUGCCUGCAAAGGCCCCACAAGAAGGAUUUGAUUAUAACGAAGAACAGCGGUAUGACUGUAAAGGGGGCGAACUCUUUGGGAAUCAGCGAAGAUUUCCAGGACAUCUUUUUUGGGAUUUUAAGAUAAACAUCUUAGGUGAAAAGGAUGAUACACCAGUUCAUUUCUGUGACAAAUGUGGAUUACCUAUUAAAGUGUAUGGGAGAAUGAUUCCAUGCAAGCAUGUCUUUUGCUAUGACUGUGCUAUUUUACAUGAAAAAAAAGGAGAUAAGAUGUGUCCAGGGUGUAGUGAUCCUGUGCAGCGGAUUGAACAGUGCACACGAGGGUCUCUCUUCAUGUGUAGCAUUGUUCAAGGUUGCAAAAGAACAUACCUGUCUCAGAGGGACUUACAAGCUCAUAUCAACCAUCGCCAUAUGAGAGCUGGAAAGCCUGUUACCCGUGCUUCACUUGAGAAUGUUCAUCCUCCUAUUGCCCCACCACCAACUGAAAUUCCCGAUCGUUUCAUAAUGCCACCAGACAAGCAUCAUAUGAGCCAUAUUCCUCCAAAGCAGCACAUCAUGAUGCCACCACCUCCUCUGCAGCAUGUGCCACAUGAGCACUAUAAUCAGCCACACGAGGAUAUUCGUGCUCCUCCAGCAGAAUUGUCCAUGGCUCCACCUCCACCUCGGUCGGUCAGUCAGGAAACCUUUCGUAUUUCAACAAGAAAACACAGCAAUUUAAUAACUGUCCCUAUUCAGGAUGACUCAAGUUCAGGUGCUAGAGAACCACCACCUCCUGCCCCAGCACCUGCUCAUCAUCAUCCUGAAUACCAGGGUCAGCCAGUGGUAUCUCAUCCUCAUCAUAUUAUGCCUCCACAGCAGCAUUAUGCACCACCCCCACCUCCUCCACCACCAAUAAGCCAUCCAAUGCCACAUCCUCCCCAGGCUGCAGGUACUCCUCACUUGGUAUAUAGCCAAGCUCCACCUCCACCAAUGACCUCUGCUCCACCACCAAUAACCCCUCCCCCUGGACAUAUUAUUGCCCAGAUGCCACCUUAUAUGAAUCAUCCUCCACCAGGACCCCCUCCACCUCAGCAUGGUGGUCCACCUGUAACUGCACCCCCUCCUCACCAUUACAAUCCUAACUCUUUACCCCAGUUUACUGAAGAUCAAGGAACUCUAAGCCCUCCAUUUACACAACCAGGAGGAAUGAGUCCCGGUAUAUGGCCUGCACCAAGAGGGCCGCCACCUCCUCCACGAAUGCAGGGCCCGCCUUCUCAAACCCCACUACCUGGACCACAUCAUCCAGAUCAAACAAGAUAUAGACCGUAUUACCAGUGAUCAUAGUGUUUUGAACUGAAGAUAAAACAAGGGAAAAAAAAGAUUAAAUUAGUCAAUUAAGCUUUGACUGUGGAAGGAAAACUACCUCUUUUGAGGUAGCUAUAAAACACAAAGUCUUGUCUCUUAAAAUGGUUUUAAUCUGACUUUAGGAUUGCUUUCAAGUACUAUUCUGUAGUGCAGAUAAGUGGCUUGGUUGAGCACAACUAUAUCUUAACAACUGUUACGUUGGUGUGAUAAAUUUUCCCAAAAGUGACCAUUUAUAAAAAAAAUUUGAAAAAAAAUUUCACUGUUCCACUUUGAGAAAUACUGCUUUUAUUAAACCCAAUGUUUAGUUUUUCUUGU
Molecule: messenger RNA, 2149 nt
Organism: Arvicanthis niloticus (Nile rat)
Lineage: Eukaryota; Metazoa; Chordata; Mammalia; Rodentia; Muridae
Gene: Cbll1
Product: Cbl proto-oncogene like 1
Biological process (GO): protein ubiquitination; regulation of cell adhesion
Molecular function (GO): ubiquitin protein ligase activity
Source: RefSeq, a predicted model, not a curated record